Messenger RNA from Kazachstania africana CBS 2517, 2253 nucleotides. It is a transcript of the gene PMT2, whose product is annotated as dolichyl-phosphate-mannose-protein mannosyltransferase PMT2. Lineage: Eukaryota; Fungi; Ascomycota; Saccharomycetes; Saccharomycetales; Saccharomycetaceae. Gene Ontology annotation, molecular function: dolichyl-phosphate-mannose-protein mannosyltransferase activity. The coding region runs from base 1 to 2253 and encodes 750 amino acids. Gene Ontology annotation, cellular component: endoplasmic reticulum; membrane. Gene Ontology annotation, biological process: protein O-linked glycosylation via mannose. The record is from RefSeq and is a predicted model, not a curated record. The transcript has a single exon.
AUGAUGUCUUCUACUACAGGGUAUGGAAGCCACGAAAAGUCUCCAGAAAGUCAAUUGAGACAUAGAGAUAUCAAUGCUAAAUCAGAACUGAUACAAGAAAAAGUUAACGAGAGAGAAGAUCUCUCGAAAACUGGAAAAGUGAACCCGUUGCUUCGUUUAGAAGCCUUUGUUAUGCCGAUUGUUUUUACAUUAUUGGCGCUAUUCACUAGAAUGUACAGGAUUAAUGCCAAUAGCCAUGUUGUUUGGGAUGAAGCUCAUUUCGGUAGUUUUGGUUCAUAUUAUUUAAAGCACGAAUUUUACCACGAUGUUCACCCUCCAUUGGGUAAGAUGUUAGUUGGAUUUUCAGGUUAUUUAGCUGGGUACAAUGGUUCAUUUGAUUUCGCUUCCGGUGCAGAAUAUCCAGACUAUGUCGAUUUUGUUAAGAUGAGAAUCUUCAAUGCGUCAUUCUCUGCUAUGUGUGUUCCGUUAGCAUAUUUCACAGCAAAGGCAAUCGGAUUCUCAUUACCAGGCGUUUGGUUCUUUACAGUCCUUGUUCUUUUCGAAAAUACUUACUGUACUUUGGGUAGAUUUAUCUUAUUAGAUUCUAUGCUGUUGUGUUUCACUGUAGCAUCUUUCUUCUGCUUCGUUAAGUUUCAUAACGAAAGGAAAAAGCCAUUCGGAAGAAAAUGGUGGAAAUGGAUGUGUUUGACAGGUAUAAGUCUAGGAUGUACCAUCUCAGUGAAAAUGGUAGGCUUAUUUGUCAUUUCCUUGGUUGGUAUUUACACUAUCGUUGAUUUAUGGAAUUUCUUAGGUGAGAAAUCCAUGCCAUGGAAAACUUACAUUAAUCAUUGGUUAGCUAGAAUUUUAGGUUUGAUCAUUUUACCACUUGCAGUCUUUAUGUGGUCUUUCUACAUGCAUUUCACUUUACUAACCAACUCUGGUUCAGGGGACGCCGUCAUGUCAUCUUUAUACCAAGCCACUUUGAUUGGAAGUGAAGUUGGUGCCGGACCUCGUGAUGUUGCAAUCGGUUCCUCUAUAAUUACUAUCAAGAACCAAAAAUUGGGUGGUGCACUAUUGCAUUCACAUUACCAAUUAUAUCCAACAGGUUCCCAGCAACAACAGAUUACCGCGUAUGGUUUCAAAGAUAAUAACAAUGAAUGGUUUUUCGAUAGAGCAAGAGGUUUGGUGAAUUGGAAUGAAACUGAAACUGAUGACGAAUUUGUUAAAAAUGGUAAUUCUUACAGACUUGUUCACAGGGGUACUGGAAGAAAUCUUCACACACAUCCUGUUUUAGCUGCCAUGACAAAGAGUGAAUGGGAAGUUGCAGGUUAUGGUGAUCAUGAAAUCGGUGAUCUCAAAGACAAUUGGGUGAUAGAAGUCAUUGAACAAAAGAAUGACGAAGAUCCUGACAAAAUACAUCCAUUGACUACCUUAUUCCGUAUCAGGAGUGACGUAAUGGAUUGCCAUCUAGCUCAAACUGAUAAAAGUCUACCUGAAUGGGGUUUCAGACAAGGUGAAAUCGUUUGUUUGAGAAAUGCACACAAAAAUGACAAAAGGACAUGGUGGAACAUCGAAACUCAUGAGAAUGAAAGGUUACCUGAGGCACCAGAGGAUUUUAAAUUUCCAAAACCUGGAUUUUUAGAGAGUUUUAUUCAUUUAAAUAGGGCUAUGAUGGCAUCUAACAAUGCCUUAGUCACUGCCGAUGACAAGUACGAUCCGUUAGCAUCCUCAGCCUGGGAAUGGCCAACCUUACACACAGGUCUCAGAUUGAAUCAUUGGGGUGAUGAAAACGUCAAAUAUUAUUUGCUAGGAACCCCUGUAUCAACAUGGGGAUCUUCCAUUGCAGUGUUGGGAUUUAUGAUUUACGUUGCAAUUUUGAUUUUAAGAUGGCAAAGACAAUACAGUGAUCUAACAGAUUCAACAGAUUUGAACUUAUUUUUAAUUGGUGGGUUCUACCCAUUACUGGGUUGGGGAUUACAUUUCAUGCCUUUUGUCAUUAUGUCAAGAGUCACUUAUGUUCAUCAUUACUUACCAGCAUUAUAUUUUGCUCUCAUAAUAUUCACAUAUGUACUUGAAGCAUGCACGAAGCGCCUACUGAAGACCAAGUUUGGUAGAGUCAGCAGAUUAAUGAUCUUUACCACUCUAACAUUGAGCGUGACUGCUUGUUUCGCAUAUUUUGCACCAAUUUCAUUUGGAAUGGAUGGCCCAAAAGAACAAUAUGCAUACUUAGGCUGGUUUUCAAAUUGGAUAAUCGGUCAUGAUUUACAAUUAUAG